CUGUAACGAAUGAGCCACACUCAGUCGUCGCUUCUCAAUUCCAUUGCUGAAUCGGAUCGAGCUAGCUAGGUUACUCUUUUUUGAGAGAGGAACGUAAGGAUCGAUGGCGGCCUCCUGCUUGAAGGUCAAUAAUGGGGCUGCACUGGCAGCGGUAGCGGUGAUCUUCCUCGCCGUCGUGCUCCCUUCUUCCCACGCGUCGACGAUGGUCGACGAGCCCGCGGCUCCAGCGCCCCCGCCGCAGCCUGCGUCGUCUUACACCCCGCCGCCGCCGGUACCGGUCCAGCCGGUGGUCGUCGUCCACGGCGUCAUCUACUGCAAGUCGUGCAAGCUCAGGGGCUACAACAGCGGCAUGGACGCAUCCCCUCUCCCCAACGCGACGGUGAGCCUGGUGUGCUACGGCGACGAGGAGAGCGGGUACCGAGUGCUGAACCAGACGAGCACGGCGGCGGACAGGAACGGCUACUUCAUCGUGAUGGUGUACGACGUGGACAUGUUCGACAGGCACACCUGCCGGCUGUACCUGCGGGCGUCGCCGACGCCGCUCUGCGCCGCGCCCUCCGUCCCGUCCAAUCCCAAGCUCGGGCUCACCCUGGUGCGGGACCGCGCGGCCACGGCGCCCAGGGGCGCGCGCGGCGUCUACCACGCCAGGACCGCGCUCAUGUACGCGCCGGGCGCCGGCGGCAGGUGCCCGCCGCCCUACUGACGCUAGGAGCUCAAGAGAUGUCGUCGUCGUCGGAGGCAAGAAUAAGCUGAGGUCCAUGGUCGUUGUCACAUAGUAAGUGUGUCGUCCGUUUGGUCAGUCGGUGGUGCAUGGCUCGAUGGAGUGUUUGUUGACUACUGUACUACUACGUUGCAAUGCAUUGUGUGGUUCGGUCGUCGUCUCGUCUGUGUAACCUACUAUUUCUGAAUCGGUCCCCUGUCCCUCGAAUGAAGGAAUCCCGGCAAACGUUUAAUUAUUA
Molecule: messenger RNA, 959 nt
Organism: Panicum virgatum (switchgrass)
Lineage: Eukaryota; Viridiplantae; Streptophyta; Magnoliopsida; Poales; Poaceae
Product: non-classical arabinogalactan protein 30-like
Exons: 2
Coding region: 104-703 (199 amino acids)
Source: RefSeq, a predicted model, not a curated record